Molecule: messenger RNA, 2540 nt
Organism: Aegilops tauschii subsp. strangulata
Lineage: Eukaryota; Viridiplantae; Streptophyta; Magnoliopsida; Poales; Poaceae
Biological process (GO): regulation of transcription by RNA polymerase II
Cellular component (GO): nucleus
Molecular function (GO): DNA-binding transcription factor activity, RNA polymerase II-specific; RNA polymerase II cis-regulatory region sequence-specific DNA binding; protein dimerization activity
Source: RefSeq, a predicted model, not a curated record
UCUCAACAGCAAGUGCGUCCAACCACACUCCCCAGGUCACCCUUUGCCUCCAAGGCUCCCAAGUCCCAAAUUCACAUCUCAAUGGAGGCUGGAGGACUGAUUUCGGAGGCUGGCUGGACCAUGUUUGACUUCCCGCCACAGGGCGAGGAGUCCGAUAUCAUGGCGCAGCUGCUUGGCACCUUCCCUUCCCAUGGUGAUGAAGCCCAGCAGGAUCUGCCUUGGUAUCAGGCUUCCCAUCCAUCCUACUAUGACGCUGAUCUUAAUACAAGUGCAUGUAGUGACAGCAAUGCUAGCAGCUUUGCUGUUCCAUCCGAAUGCAUGGGCUACUAUUUGGGUGAUUCAAGUGAGGCCCUGGGCAUCACGUCCCUCGCACCACAGGACCUGAACUUGGUCCAGGAGCAAGGCGCAACCGAGUUUCUGAAUAUGAUCCCUAGCAUUUCCCAUGAUUUGUACCGGAACGGCGAGUCAAGCUGCGAGGGUCUCGACUCGGUCAGUGCUACUAACAAGAGGAAGCACUCGGUGGAAGAAGAAAUCGAUGGCCAAGCGAGAGGUCGGAAAUGCGCAAGGAAGGCUGCACCGAAGCGAGCAAAGAACGCCAAGCAAACCGAAGCGAGCUGCUGCACCUCUGACAAUGACUCGAAUGCUUCUCAAGAGUCUGCAGAUGCUGGUGUUACUCCAAAAGGCAAGGCCCGGGCUGGACGCGGGGCAGCAACCGAUCCCCAGAGCCUCUAUGCAAGGAAAAGGAGGGAAAGGAUCAACGAGAGGCUGAAGACACUGCAGACCCUUGUGCCCAAUGGAACCAAAGUAGAUAUGAGCACCAUGCUUGAAGAGGCAGUCCAGUAUGUCAAAUUCCUGCAACUUCAGAUCAAGGUCCUCAGCUCUGAUGAAAUGUGGAUGUACGCGCCGAUUGCGUACAACGGGAUGAACAUUGGGCUUGAUCUGAACAUGUAGAGAUGAUUUUGGCAGUCUCGAGCGGGGAAUGCAGUUUGUGUUUGAGAUAAACGAGUUCUCCACUAACCAUUCAAUCUACCUGUGUUACCAUGUGUCGUUUUGGAAGCUGUUAUACAGAUCAUCAUAGGCGCAGCAGUAGCAUACUUAAACUUGUGAAGAGGCCCUUUUAGAGGAUCAGUAAACUGAAGAUAAUACUACCAUUUUCUUGACAUUAGCAUGAAAUGCAAGAUCUUGAAAACUUGUAGAUUUGUAUUUGUUUUCUUUGGACCAAAUAUAGUUCUUUUGUUGGCAUGUGAUGAUUUGUUCAAUGAUCUAGUCUCUUGUGGUUUGCAAAGUUCAAACCCUGACACUUUAAGAUAAAUGACUGAAACUGCAAAAUCACAUUGGAAUGAGCUUCAUAAUUUUUGGGGGACACAAUCUUUCGGUCUUGCGAUAUACUAUGAGCUAUCACCAUAAAAACAUUUCUCAAUUCCAUUUUCUCUACCCUUUCCACUAUGAAGAAAAUAACCAUGCAUGUAGCUGACUGUUGACGUGCAUUAGAAUUUGCAUUGACAUUUCCAACAUAAACUGAAUUCAUUAAUUAUAAAGUUUUAGAUGCGAGAGAAAAUGUAUUAUUAAGAGGGAUGUGAUAUGCUGCACAAAUCAUGCACUCUCCAUUUUAACAUUUGCCCUAACAAAUCCUCAAACUAACUUCUGAAAAUAGGGUUUAUUUCAGGCCGGCCACACAAGGAUGCGAUCAUUUCAAUUAGGACGCUCCGGUUUUCCUGGCUCGCUGGUCAAGGUUGACCGGUCCACUAUUGACCAUUUACUGUUGACUUUUCAAGUUUUUUUAAAAUCAGGAAUUCAAAAAAAAUGUUUGUGAAAAUUCAAAAUAAUCACGGUUUCAAAAAAAUAUUCAUGAACUCAAAAAGUUCAUGAGUUCAUUUUUUUAUAUGGGAUUAAAAAAAGUUAAUGAAUUUGAAAAAAAGUUCAAGAACUUGAAAAAUUCAUGCUUAAAAAAAAAAGUUCACGGGAUUCAGAAAAAGUUCAUGCAUUUGAAAGAAAGUUCACGACCUUGAAAAAAUUAACGAGUUCAAAAAAGUUCAUGCAUGUGAAAACAAAGUUCACAAAUUUGGAAAAAGGUCGCCUGUCUCACGGGUUUGGGAAAAAGUUACACAAAAAUGGAAAAAGUUCAUGAAUUUAAGGAAAAAAUGUUCACAAUAUGUUUUCAAAAAGUUCACGAAUUAAAGAAAAAGUUCACGCAUCUAAAAAAAUGAAAAAGAAAAGAAAAAACCAAAUAAAACCGUCAUGAAAACCUUAAAAGGAAAGGUGGGAAAAAUCGUCAGAAGCUUCAUAAAACCGGCUGGGUUCUCUUCCCAAAAAAACUCGCAUGACAAAAUGUUGAACACAAAACUACACGUGCGACAAAAUGUUUGCGACCCAAAAAGUUAAAAAAAUGUUAAUGGGCCGAGCCCAAGGAGGGACGGGGUGUACGCUGGUUUGUGCCAACGCCUAUAAGUGGGGCAACGAGCACCAAAUAGGAUCGGGCGCCAGGGGUACAAGUGGGCGAAGCUACAUAGCAGCUUCGAGGCCAGAAGCCUGAACGCAGU